GCGAAGCGGCGAGACGCCCGCCCCCCGCCGCAGCACCCACCCUUCCCGCGGCGAGCGAACGGAGCGCCGGAAGCGUGUGGCUGUGCGGCCCGGCCCGAGCACCCGAGGGGGUUGGGCCGCUGCGCGGCGGUUCCGGGAGCGGUGUGGAGAAGCGGCGGUACCGCUCAGGGGGCGGGAUAGAGGAGCGGCGGUACCGCUCGGGGGGCGGCAUGGAAGAGCGGCGGUACCGCUCGGCUUCGGGGGCGCCCAUCGCGCUGCGGCGCCGCCAGCACAGCGCCUCCUGCCGGGAGCUGUCUGUGCGCUGCCCCCGGCUGCAGCUCCGCUCCCUCAGCGCCGCCACCUCCGCCGUCUGGCUGGCGGCCUACGGGCUCUUCGUGCUCAGCGAGACGUUUACUUGGGGAGAUGAACUGCAGGAAUUUGGAAUAAGGGAUAUAUUGAAGAAGAAUAGUCUGGUGCUUUCUGCUGCUAUCUUCAUCACACUAAUUGGCCUGAUCAUAUACCUGCACUUUGUGAAAAUUGACCAGGAAUCCCUGCUGGUCAUUGGCUCACUCGGGAUUCAGGUGACUUCAUCCUAUGCUUCAGGGAAAGAGAGCACAACCUUCAUUGAGAUGAGUCGAGUUAAGGAUGUGGUCAUCAACGAAGCCAUCCACAUGCAAAAAGUUAUCUACUACCUAUGCAUCCUCCUCCAGGACCCUGGAGAUCCUCAGGGAAUAUCUGAGGUUGUGCCACUCUUUCAGAGCUCCAAGCCACGUCUGGACUGCUUGAUAGAAGUGUACAAAAGCUGUCAAGAAAUCCUGGAGCAGAAGAAGACAGCUCCACAAUCGAGUGAUACAAAAGAGUAAAAAAAAUCCAAGGCAGCAGGACUUGCGGAGAGACACACGGCAAAUCAAAACAGGGCAAAGAGAAAACACAGACCAGCGCUUAAAUCCUUUUCCCCACCUCUCCCUUCUUUCCGGGCCCAAAUCACUUUGUUCCCGGUACCUCUGCCCCUCCGACCCCCAGCAGCACAGGGGACAGGGAGCGGGGUUACAGCCCGGACAUCACAGGUUGUUCUCUGCUGCUCCUUCCUCCUCAGGGAGAAGCAUUACUCAGUCUUCCCCGCUUCAAUUUGGGGUUCCUCCCGUAGGACAAAGUCCUUCACGAACCCCUCCAACCUGAGUCCCUCCUGCCAGGGACAGUCCUACAGGAGCAAGCUGCUCCAGCCCACAGAGCCACGGGCUGCCUGGGGAGUGCUCACCUCCCCUGGCAUGGGGUCCUCCAUGGCUGCAGAUCCACACCUGCUCCAAUGGGAUCCUCCAUGGGUUCCAGGGGAACAGGGAGUGGUCUCACCGCCGGAUGUAGCGGCACUUCUGUUCAGGGCACCUUCUCCCUCUCCUUCCUCACCGGCCUUCCAUCUCUCUGCUCCGGCGCUGCGCCCCUCUGGUGUGGCUCUCUCCUCCCCAUCCCUGCUCUGAGCUCUUUAUCACCGGGUUUUUCCACUUACUUAAUAUGUUAAUGGCAGAGGCACAUCCAUUGUCCCUGAUGGCCUGAGGCAGGGACGGACAUUUUGGAGCCGAGAGAGCUUUCAACAGCUUCUCACGGAGGGCAUCCCUGCCCCCCUCACCACCAGCUCUUCAAAACCGGCACCACAUCAGCCCAGAACACCUCUCCAGAGAAGAAUAAUAGGGACAUAGAGCAAAGGAAGAAAAAAAAAAUGCAUCAAACGUUUACUCUUUAGUGGGUCUGAAAGUUCUGAUAAACUCAAAAUGUAACCUUGGACAAACUGCCAAAAAAUGUGCAUUUUCUUUGUUUCAAUUUGGCUUUUUAAAAGAUUAUUUAUUUAAAUAAUACACCACUCUAAAUACCAAAACUGAGGGUAGGGUGGUAACUUUCUAGUCCACAGGAGAAUUUCAGAAAAAAAGUAACAAAUUAAAAUAUUCUGUUGCAUUUAAUGACGUUUAAUGAAGUAAACUUAGAAGAGCAGUUUUGGCUUCUUCAUGGAUCUGCUCAAAAGAGUCCCAUGGGAUGGAAACCUAGAGGGAAGAGGGAUCCAAGAAAGCUGGUGUAUAUUCAAAGAUCACCUCCUCCAAGCUCAAGAACAGUCCAUCCCAAUGAGCAAGAAGUCAAGGAAAAUGCCAGGAUGGUGUGUGGAUGAAUAAGUUGCUCCUGUCAGAACUCAAACACAAAAAGGAAAUACCCAGAAGCUGGAAGCAGGGACAGGUGACAUGGGAGGAAUAUAGCAACACUAUGGUGAGGAAAGACAAAGCCCACUGAAGGAUAUCAAAGGCAACAAGAAGGGCUCAUGUUGGCACUUGAGUAGCAAAAGGAAAACAGAGAAAAUGUGGACCCAUUUCUGAAUGGGGAAGGGGCAUGAUGACACAGGACAUGGAAAAGAUGUUGCAUUAAAAAGGCCACAUCAAUUCCUCAGGGAAUAUGAGGAAAAUGUGUUGUUGAAAAUUAUGGUAAUGACUAUGAAUAAAUUUUUAUUGAGCUGUGCUCUUGGGAGUAACUUAAGGUUGGGAAAUUC
Messenger RNA from Calypte anna (Anna's hummingbird), 2506 nucleotides. RefSeq names its product phosphatidylinositol glycan anchor biosynthesis class H (gene PIGH). The transcript has 5 exons. The record is from RefSeq and is a predicted model, not a curated record. Bases 210 to 842 code for a protein of 210 amino acids. Gene Ontology annotation, cellular component: glycosylphosphatidylinositol-N-acetylglucosaminyltransferase (GPI-GnT) complex. Gene Ontology annotation, biological process: GPI anchor biosynthetic process. NCBI's taxonomy places the organism in Eukaryota, Metazoa, Chordata, Aves, Apodiformes, Trochilidae.